AAUCAAAAGCCUCACAGCUGAUUUAGUUUCUAACAGGGCGCUAAAGACAAGCCCUUUCAAUGUUCCCUUGCUAGUUUCUAGUAUAGUGUAGGAUUGUUGUAGCUAGAUCACUGGCUGUAGCAUCUGCCAAUCAUCUCAAUAACUAGCUAGUCUAGACCAGUCUACUCAGCACUGCCUUAGUAAGCUUAGAUCACACAGAUCAGCUUCAUUCCUCAGAGCUUGUAUCCCUGCAAUGGACAGCACCCCCGUCAAGAGAGUUACAAGAGCGUCGAGAAAGAGAUCACAGGAGGACAGUACAGCUACACUGGAACAGGGCCCAUCCAGAAAGAGACAGGCUACCAAAGAGACGGCAGCAGCAGCUACCAUCCAGCCAGCCAUGGAGAUGAAAGAGAACUGUAUGAUGAUGUCAGUGCUGUGUCUACACAAGGCUAGUAAGGAGAACCCAGCUGGCUACUACAAGCAACCCCCAUUGGGAGGAGAGGGACUGUUCAGUAGCUGUGCCCCCUCGGAGACCCGCUCCCCCCUGCCCUCACUACGAUGGGCUGCCUCGGGAGAAGUGUGGGCUCAGAUGAGACAGCAAGACGUUGUCAAGUCAGCACCUGAGGCAGACCUGCAAGUGCGCCACCCUGGUAUUGUUCCGAGCAUGAGGGUCAUCUUGUUGGACUGGAUGUUGGAGGUGUGUGAGGAGUACAGGCUGCAUAGGGAGACAUACUAUCUGGCAAAGGACAUGUUAGACAGGUUCUUGGACACAAGAUCUGGACUCCAGAAAGAGCAACUACAACUAAUAGGUGUAACCUGUCUGUUCAUCUCUGCCAAGAUAGAGGAGAUCUAUCCUCCCAAGGUUGGAGAGUUUGCCUAUGUCACUGAUGGUGCUUGCUCAGUGGCAAGUAUCACAGAAAUGGAGCUCAUCAUUUGCAAGACUCUCCGCUGGCGUCUCAACCACAGUCAGGUGACAGUCAACACUUGGGUUAACACUUACGUACAAUUGCUGAGUCAUCAUUUGCGUCCUGGAGUCAAGGAGCGAGAGUUUGAACUACCAGCAUUCUCACCAAUAGAGUUCAUUAAGGUCAUGCAACUACUCGACCUUUGCACCCUAGAUACAAACAGUCGGCAGUUUGGGUCAAGUGUACUUGCUGCGUCAGCAUUCUUUCUGUCUUCAGAGCGAAGUCGUGCUCACCUACUAUUAAUCACAGGGUACGAGCUGAGUGAGAUUAGACUGUGUGUGGGAUGGAUGCAUCCAUUUGCUGUAGUCUAUGGACACAACGGAACCAUCAUACAGAAAGCUUUCUCAGGAGUGAUACCUCAAGACACUCAUAACAUACAGACACACGAUAUCUCCAUAUCAAUGAUGGAUGAUGCUAGAGAGCUGGGGACUACAGAAGAAUAUCUGAGGAUGGGAUAUUACGAGUCCUCUGUGUUUCUCACGCCCCCUCGCUCUGAGAGGCGUUGCCUAGCACCCAUCAACUCACCACACUAGGACACUCAACAAUUUUUUGUAUGUUUUCAAUGUAGCCCACUAUAAUUAUUAUAUGGUUUUAUCUUCACUUACUCUGACACACCUGUUACAGUAAUCAUUUCUUUAUUAUCUUAAUUCGUUGUACCAACUUUUGACAAUGAAUUGUGACUACAUGGUAAAAA
This is a messenger RNA of Halichondria panicea, 1638 nucleotides long. Its product is annotated as G1/S-specific cyclin-E1-like. Bases 233 to 1477 code for a protein of 414 amino acids. NCBI's taxonomy places the organism in Eukaryota, Metazoa, Porifera, Demospongiae, Suberitida, Halichondriidae. The record is from RefSeq and is a predicted model, not a curated record. Gene Ontology annotation, molecular function: cyclin-dependent protein serine/threonine kinase regulator activity. The transcript is spliced from 9 exons. Gene Ontology annotation, biological process: G1/S transition of mitotic cell cycle; regulation of cyclin-dependent protein serine/threonine kinase activity. Gene Ontology annotation, cellular component: cytoplasm; cyclin E1-CDK2 complex; nucleus.